AUUUUCGAAUUCUACAAUCGAAUUAUACUUGCUUUAGCAGAUGUUUCAGUUGAUUGGCAAUAUUUUCAUAGAUGUUUUGUGAACACUAAUUUUUCCUUAUUGCAACUAUAAUAUUGAUAUAUGCCCAGCUAUACAUAAUUUAUUGCGUUUAUUGGUUGUUUUUACGUAGCAUUAAUUAUAUUGAUAUAGUCAUGAAUCUAAGUAAGGCUGGCCUUUAUCUUUCUCCUUUAUUUGCCAGGUUAGGUUCUUGUUAUUAACAGUACAAUCUGCCUACAUUGUUGUACAACAACACUGACGCGACAUAUUAGUGCGACGAUAUUAGUGUAUAAAACCUGUAUACAUAUGUAGGUACAUAAUAACUUCGUAUUGCAAAAUUAUUAAGCAAAUUACGUACAAGCGCAUAAAAUAUUUAUAGUAUUCCACAUGCAAGAACGAGUUACGUAUUUCAUUAUCAUACUUGAGUGGAGCAAAAUGUGUUUUUAAAGGAAUCUGGUUUGGUUUAUUUUUCUUGAGCUCGAUUUUUUCUUGGAUUUGUGAGUUUUUGUAUACGUUUAUGCCAAAUACACGUUUUGAAGACCGUAGGUAGGAGUUAGAUAUCUAGAAUAAAAAAAGCCAAUAGCUGAAGAGCUUGUUUAUUUGCUUACUCGCUAAUCUCAGACACUAUUGAACACAUUUGGAUGAAAUUUGGUACGGAGAUAGUAUGAGACUCGAGAUGUGACAUAGAAUAGUUGUACGAUAUUCAUAUUUAAGGGAAAGGUCUGCCGACGUGAACGGGAACUAUACCGGGAAGCCCCGGGACUAUCUAUCGUUUGUUUUGACUAUGCAGGCAAAGCAAUAAGCGGGAAGCUUGUAAAAUAAUACUCCAGAAGGAGCCAGACAAAUUCUUCGAGCGCGCUCGAUGGAAGGAACAGAGAAACGAAGAGAAGAAGAAAAGGAAUGCAAAUCCUAUGAACAAGAGAACUGCUGUGAAGGAUCCACCUUUGAGUCCAACAGCAGUGCUCAAUGGACCGACGCUCGGAAAUUCACCAUUGCCACCUUCUUCGCAUGUAAGGUCAUAUGACGAAGAGGCUUUGGAUCGUAUGCGAUACCAGUUAAAUCACGACUCAGAUGCCUUUUUAUUGAAUAAUAUCCUUUUGUCAGUUCAGUUUUUGGAAAAUUAUGAAAGAGAGGUCCAAGUAAUCAAAAGCAAUCCAAUAAGUGAAAGACAGCAUAUCAUGGACGAAGCUAUGGUGCGACGACAUAAACAUGUUUUCUUCGGGGAUAGACUCCAAGAAUGUGUGCAAGAUUACGUUUGCUAUAUAAAAAGUCGAGAUCAUUUAGAGCCGCUGGCGCCACCGCGGCUAUACAUAAUUUAUGAUAACGUAGAGGCUAGUGAACCCGGCGAUACAUCUGAUUAUUGUGCUGUUCUUGAUGCACCAUUCUACAAACUACGUAUCGAAGAUUCCAAGGAACCAGGUUAUGUAAAUUUAAAGAAGUUGGAAGUAUUAGAAAGUAACCUUUCCAAAGAAGCUGAUUCCACAAAUACUAAAAAUGUGCCUUCUGACGAUAGUAUAUACACUGAUUCAGAAAAAGAGUCUAAUGCUUCGGAUAGUAUGCCUUAUCCAAGAAAAUUACGAGAGUUAGAAGAAAAUAUACAAGUAAGACGUAAUACUGAGAUUGAUAUUGCAAACGGAAGUCCGUUUUCAGAUGAAGAAAUAAAGAAGAAAUUGAGGAGAAAAAGUCAAAUGAUGUCUAAACAUUUAGAACAACAGAAAACAGACUUAAAUCAUAAUAUAACUGUUAAAUCACAGGAAUCUACAACAAGAAAAUCCAUUUUAAAAAACGCUAAUGAAAAUAAAAGCAAUACUGAAAAUCAUCUCACUGCUUUAGAAAAUCUUCAAAUUUUCGACGAUACAGAAACUUCUGGUUAUAGGUCUAACUCAAGUCGACAAACUGAAUCGAGUGAAACGGAAUCGGAUUAUGGCUAUUCAACAAUAACCGAUUUAACGACACCGAAAAAGGUAGAACUGAGUUUACAGUCUAAAGAUUCAGCCUCAACGGGCGUCUUACCCGAUGAAUGUUGGUUGACAAUUAGUGAGAAAGCAUUUGAUUGGAGUGAUGAUGACGAAGAGGAUGAAGCUGAAACAGCUUCAAAGAUAUCUUUUAAUAGAAAUCUAUACGAAACGCACCAUUAUCUCAGCUCAGUAGCUUUCAUGAAUAACUUCGUGGACAAUUUCAUUAUUAGUUUGGGUUCUGGUCUAGGGUUUCCCCAAGAUUCAAUUAAUAAUGCUUUAACACAAGGUGCAAGUGUGUACUGCAGUAGUUUAAGGAACGGUCUGAAAACAUGCUAUGAAAUUUAUCCGGCUCUCUUGGCUGCUUGGCCCAAUGCCGCAAAUCAGUGGAUAAUACGCGAAAGAAAGAUAAUACAAAACCCUAGAACUAAUUUUAGUUAUCAGUGGCCUACCAAAUACAUGGUUAGUAAAGCUCUCGGGUUUGGCUGUUUACUGGUUCCUGUAGGAUUUCGCCCAAAGCGUGGGUUAAAUCCAGACCAGAAAUUACAAUGGAAAGUAAUAUUUCCUGCAGCAGAAAGGUACUUAGAAAGUUGUUUAGCUCACUCUCAUAUGAGGUGCUAUUUAUUUAUGUUAACUUUGCACAAAGCUUUUAUGGAAAAUGAAACAUCUAAAAUAGGCGUUGACGCAAGUCACAUAAAAACUCACCUAUUUUGGCAAUGUGAAGAUAACUACGCAAAGUGGCCAGAAGACAGGCUUGGUGAAACUCUUCGAUUGUUCCUGCGGAGUUUUUAUGUUCAUUUUGGACGUUCAAGGUUGCCUAAUUAUUUCAUUGAGAACUGUAAUGAAUUCAAAAGUGUACCAAAACCGUUACUUUUAAAAGUGCAACGAAAACUGGCUGAUAUUUUAGAAGCCCCAGUUAUGCACUUGCUUUACGCAUUAAAUAAGAUUAAAUACAUCAAAAAAGAUUUUUAUCCAGCAUUUGAUUGCCAGAGACUUUAUCAUAUUUUAACAUGUAAGAAUCCACUGCGCAUUAUAAAUCCGCAGCUACCUUUAAAUAUGAAUCCCACAACAUAUUCAUCUGACAGUGAGGAUGAAAAUAUUCAAAAUAUUUGGGAUAAAGCUAAAAUUCAUGAUAAACACUAUCAAUGGAAAAAAGAAAGACAAAGGCAAAUAAAAGAAAGAAGAAGAGAAAAUUUAACUAUUAAGAAAUCUGGAAAAGUUCCAGGAAAGGAAAAUGUUCACACAGAGAUAAAUAAAACUAUAAUUUUGUCGGCCAAAAUGGAAACCGAGCGAAGGCGUUUAGUGUUUGAAUUUUUUAUUCCUCACUUUAUUGCAAUGGCUCGAUCGAGUGAAAAGUUUGAUGCUAUUCGGCAAGCAGUUAUUUAUCUUGAACAAGCAAGACGACUUUGCAUUCUAUUGCGUGGAGAACCUGCAGGUGAAGCAACAGCCAAUGAAUAUAUCCACGUCAUCCACGAUAAAUUAGCAGAUUGUCAGAGAAAAUUAGCUAACCAAGUUGGCUAUAAGGUGUCGGUACGGGAAAAUAGAAAUGAGCGAUACGUGCAUUCAAAUGUUAUGCGGAAGCAUCGACCAAAAUACGAACAUAUAAUUAAUCAAGAUUCUCCAACUGAUAAUUCAGGUAUAGCACCAUUUACUUUUGUAGACAUUCAUGUAGAAAAAUCAAAUCGCCAAGUCGAGAAAUCUUUUUUGGAAAUCGAAGGAUUAGAGGAAUCAAAAUUAUAGUAUGCGCAGAAGUAAUUUAAAGAUUCAAGAUCUCACUUAAUAAAAUAAUUUUAAAAGUUUGACUUUACGGAUAUAAAAGUAUAAAAUAUAAAAAAAAAAUGUAUUUUCUGGCUAAUUUGCAUGGAUCAUUUUAUUAUAUAAUGUACAUAUUGCUUUAGGAAUUUAUUUCUAUGUAAUUAUUUGUCGUCGACUUUUCGUCCAAAGAUAUGUGAAAACAAAUAUUCUACAUUUAAGUUAAGUUAAUGUAAAAUAUUAAUUAUUAUGAAAGUAAUUUGAUAAAAUACAGUAAGUAUUCCUUUUCUGAUUAUGAUUUUUUUGGCGUAUGUUGAUGUGAAAUAUUUAAGAAUCUCGCCUGAUUAUAAAUUGAUUUGUAUUUCUACAUACCUACCUACGCUUAUAGACAUAUUUAUUUGGCAUUCCUAAUAUGAAAAAUUUAUGUUCUUAAUGGUCAAGUUAAAUAUGUCAAAAAUUAAAUUUCAUGUUGCAUCUAAUCCAUGGUAACAGAAGUAAAGAAUGGUUGAUUCAUUACUUUUCUGUGAGUUAUUAAUAUCGUACCACGUAUACGUAUAGAGCUUCUACAAUUUAUAUGACAAUGUUUUAUCAACUUAACACUAAAUAAUUAUAGAGCUGAAAUUAGAACAUCAUAAACUUUAAAAAUUAUAUCUAUCGCCGUAUAAUAUCUGUAUUGCCUUCAUAUUAACAAAAAAAAAAGCUAAUUUUGUUAGCUUUAUCACUUUAAUGAGCUCAUAUUGUAAGAGUAUUUAAUAAAAGUCUUAGUUUUUAAUA
Messenger RNA from Zerene cesonia (dogface butterfly), 4517 nucleotides. RefSeq lists its product as uncharacterized. Lineage: Eukaryota; Metazoa; Arthropoda; Insecta; Lepidoptera; Pieridae. Bases 948 to 3731 code for a protein of 927 amino acids. The record is from RefSeq and is a predicted model, not a curated record. The transcript is spliced from 5 exons.